GCCCGGGUGGAGGGCUGGGCUGGAAGGGAGAAAAUCGGGGCGCAGUUGGGGGGGGUGCCCAAGAAGGGAGGUGGGACGCUGGUCUGGUCCCAAUCCGGGAACUUUUUUGACGGUUGCCCAGGGUGGACUGCGUUUAUCCUGCAGGGAACGCCGUCCUUCCUCUCAGCUGGUACGGGAAUCCUGUAAAGGGCGCCUUUCAGAUUGAUUGGCACAAAGAGUCUUCCUUGAGGAACUUUGUAUAGUAUUGAAAGAUGGCAGAAGCAGUUUUAAUUGAUCUCUUUGAUUUGAAAUUAAACUCUAAAAAAACCUGCCAUCAUACAUUACUGAAGACUUUGAAUGCAGUCCAGUACCACCAAGCUGCCAAGGCCAAGUUCGUUUGCAUAAUGUGUUGCAAUAACAUCAGCUGUGAAAGGGAUAGUGAACAGGAUCAUUGUGAAUUAGAAACAAGCAAUGGAUUAUCAGGUCUCCUGGGAGAAUUUGAGACAGUUAGCAAUCCCAGCAUGGCUGCUUCAUUGUAUACCAUUAAGCAAAAAAUUGAUGAAAAAAACCUGAGCAGCAUUAAGGUCAUUCUACCUAGGCACAGGAAGACACUGAUGAAGGCUUUUAUAGAUCAACUCUUCACUGAUGUUUACAAUUUUGAAUUUGAAGAUUUACAAAUGACUUUGAAGGGAGGCCUUUUGAAACAAUACACUGAAAUAAACAUAAUCACAGCUCCAGAAGUAGAAGUCCAGAAUGAAAUAGAAACAUAUUUGAGAAGUCUGCCAGCACUGAAAGGAGAAUUAACUAUUAUUACAUCUCCCUUAAUCCCAGAUUCUUUCAUUCAUGGAUUUACUACAAGAACAGGUGGGAUAUCUUAUAUACCAACUCUUAGCUCAUUCAAUCUCUUCAGUAGUUCCAAACGAAGAGAUCCCAAGGUAGUUGUUCAAGAAAAUCUGCGUAGAUUGGCGAAUGCUGCAGGAUUUAAUGUGGAAAAAUUUUACCGAAUAAAGACUGAUCAUGCCAAUGAUGUCUGGGUUAUGGGAAGAAAUGAGCCUGAAUCUUAUGAUGGUAUAACCACAAAUCACAGAGGCGUCACAAUAGCAGCUCUUGGUGCUGACUGUAUACCCAUAGUUUUUGCAGAUCCUGUCAAAAAAGCAUGUGGGGUUGCUCACUCUGGUUGGAAGGGUACUUUGUUAGGCGUUGCAAUGGCUACAGUAAAUGCCAUGAUAGCAGAAUAUGGCUGCAGUGUGGAAGACAUUAUUGUUAUUCUUGGACCGGCAGUUGGACCUUGCUGUUUUACUCUUCCAAGAGACUCAGCAAAAGCAUUUCAUAAUCUUCAUCCUGCAUGUGUAAGAUUGUUUAACUCACCAAAUCCCUAUGUUGAUAUUCGUAAAGCCACCAGAUAUGUGACUGGAUUUUUUCAGAAACGUUUCCUGCCUCCUUCAAAACUGACUGCAAAAAGAUUUAGCUGUUUGAUUUACUUGCAACCUGAAGAAUUACAGUGUAUAAUUCAUCUUUAGUAUAUAUUUUCCCUAUUUUCCAAAGCCAAAUGAUUUUUAUUUAAUUCUAAUAAUAAUUGGCAAAACAUGAGUACGAUAGAACUAGUAUGUUUUAUGAAUGAAGAUUUUUCCUAAAGUUUGUUCUCCCUACAUAUUACAUAAAUCAGGAAUGGUGUUCAGUUCCGUAUCUACUAGGUACCUUCUAUUUAUAAGACCAUGUGUUAAUCAUAGGUGACUCAAAAUGAAUAAGAUCUUUAUUUUCCCCUAAUGAAGUGGUGGAGACAAACAAUUCUACAACUUGUAUUUUACUUUUGUUAUUUAUUUAUUUAUUUUUUAGUGUUUACUAUGAGGCAUGUGUGCUUGACAGGAAAGAUA
Tupaia belangeri chinensis (Chinese tree shrew) is the source of this 1853-nucleotide messenger RNA. It is a transcript of the gene LACC1, whose product is annotated as laccase domain multifunctional purine nucleosidase 1. Lineage: Eukaryota; Metazoa; Chordata; Mammalia; Scandentia; Tupaiidae. Gene Ontology annotation, molecular function: copper ion binding. The coding region runs from base 252 to 1499 and encodes 415 amino acids. The transcript is spliced from 6 exons. The record is from RefSeq and is a predicted model, not a curated record.